AUGACAACCACCGCAACCACCACUACAGCCCCCGCGCCGCCGCCCCUCCGCACCAACGAAGACCUCAACCUGUCGGUCCUCCGCCGCCACAACCCAGCCAUCACCUCGAUUCUCUCCCUCGCGCAAUACGCCGUGGUCUACAUCUUCAGCCCCAGCACGCGGCAAUGGGAGAAAAGCGGCGUGGAGGGGACGCUCUUCGUGUGCCAGCGAUCGCAGGGCGAGCUAGGCGAAGAGCGCUACAGCGUCUUCGUGCUGAACCGUCGCGGGCUCAACAACUUCGACCUCCCGCUCACCGACGGCGACAACGUCGAGAUCACCGAGGAGUAUAUCAUCCUGAAGUCCGAUCUCGCGCCGGAGGUGCCUUCGGGGAAUGGUGGUAAUGGUGGGGAUAUUCGAAUCUACGGGUUGUGGAUCUACAGUGAACCACCGCCGAAUUCCACGGCCGAGACGCGCAACAUCAACGCGCAGAUGAUCCGGGAAUGUGCGGUACAUGCUGGGGAGAGCUUGAAGCUAGCCAGGGAGCGGGUCGAGGCGACGCGGCAGAAUGGGAUGCAUGUUGCGGCGGCGACGGCGGCGGUGGCGGCUACGACGGGCGCGCCGUUGGAGGAGGUGAGCACUAGUGUGGCGAUGGGAAGGCAGGUCUCGCUCAAGGAUCUGUUCGGGCAGCAGCGCGCCCAGGAUGAUGGGUGGAGUGUGCGCGCGCAUCAGAUUGCGCCGGCCGAUUGGCAGCAUGCGCCUCCGCCUCCGUCGCAGCCGGGUCCGGGUCCAGGACCGGGGUCGGGUCCUGGACCUGCGCAGGCUCCAGCUGGAGCUGUGCCGGCGCUGCAGCAGGAUGUUCUGGGGGAUCUGUUUCGGAGGGCCGGGCUGGCGUAUCAGGGGGGCCAGUGA
Molecule: messenger RNA, 888 nt
Organism: Aspergillus aculeatus ATCC 16872
Lineage: Eukaryota; Fungi; Ascomycota; Eurotiomycetes; Eurotiales; Aspergillaceae
Product: Dcp1 family protein
Exons: 2
Coding region: 1-888 (295 amino acids)
Biological process (GO): deadenylation-independent decapping of nuclear-transcribed mRNA; positive regulation of catalytic activity; deadenylation-dependent decapping of nuclear-transcribed mRNA
Cellular component (GO): P-body
Molecular function (GO): enzyme activator activity; mRNA binding
Source: RefSeq, a predicted model, not a curated record